Messenger RNA from Cyclocybe aegerita, 804 nucleotides. The record is from the annotation of a GenBank genome assembly. NCBI's taxonomy places the organism in Eukaryota, Fungi, Basidiomycota, Agaricomycetes, Agaricales, Hemipholiotaceae.
AUGGCAGACAAGAACCAGUCAAAGGGUGGUCCGUCAUACGUUCAGGUUGUCACUCUCAUCUUUCCUUCCCCCACUUCCAGAGAAAUCUUCGGCCGACAAACGUUCCUGUCUACUACCCGGACACUAGAGAAAAUGGACUCUGAUCAAGUCGAGAAAAUUAACGGUCUGCUCGAACGCGAUGUAGAACUACGCGAGAACAUUAAAGAUCAAGUCAACGAACUGGAUAAGAAAACACGUACAAUGGUUGGUCUACUGAACAAAAUACACUCCACACCUCCCGAUGCAUUGCCUGCGCUCUUGGAAUCUGUGCGUCCGACACUGCUAAGCUGCCGAGACGUCACCGGUGCUCUAUCUACAAUCAUUCCCCCGAAUCAAUUCUGGCGGUGGAAAGACAUGUGGUCCAAUUCCAUGAGGACUGCAGUUUUUGCUGCAGCCUUGAUCGAGUAUCUGUCGAAUCGCGCUCUCCUUUCACUCUCUCAAGCCGCCGAAUUGCUCGGGAUCAAAGAAGAGUUCAGCGAUCGCAUGACAUUGCCUGUUGAAGACUACCUCCACAGCCUAAUAAGUCUGGUGAACGAGCUGUCGAGAUUAGCCGUCAAUGCAGUCACGCUAGGCAAUUUUGAAGAACCGAUUCGAAUCUCCAUGUUUGUCAAAGACCUCUUUGCGGGGUUCUCAAUGUUGAACCUUAAAAACGACACACUCCGUCGCCGAUACGAUAGCCUCAAAUAUGACAUCAAGAAAAUAGAAGAAGUUGUAUAUGAUGUUUCUCUUCGUAAACUGGCGUCCCCUUCUCCUCGCCCUUCCUAA